Molecule: messenger RNA, 1403 nt
Organism: Oncorhynchus keta (chum salmon)
Lineage: Eukaryota; Metazoa; Chordata; Actinopteri; Salmoniformes; Salmonidae
Exons: 6
Coding region: 261-932 (223 amino acids)
Cellular component (GO): membrane
Source: RefSeq, a predicted model, not a curated record
ACCUGCGCGUGGGCGGGUUAAUGGUUAACGCGCUGAAGUUCACCUGUCGUGCGUGAGUCAACAGAAAACAACACAACAGCCCGGAAGAAAGUCAAUGAGCGGGCAGGGUGAAAGGACAGUUGACCUAUUUAACAAAAGUAUAAUACAUUAUAAACAUGUUGCAGUGAGAGAACUUAUUGUGGAAGUCGGACUGGGUGUUUUUCUGUGAACUCGAUAGGACAAAGGACUUUGGAAGCGCCAAAGUGAAAGUGCGUCGUGAGAUGGACCGCUACCGGUAUUUCAUCUUUAACCAGCGCAGUGUCGUUGUUCUGGGCAUUCUGCAGGUAGCAUGUGCGGCGCUGUGCUUGGUGUGCGGAUUCAUUGAUGCGUUUUUUCGGAAAAACACCACACUCAGUGAAACUAGGGCACCUGUGUGGGCGGGUUUGGUUAUGGCCUGCCCAGGUGCGCUGGCGCUCUUUGCUUCCCAAAGGAAAAACCCAGUAUUGGUGAAUGUAAUGAUCGCUGUCUCAGUGUGCUCCUGUGUUUCCGUGGUGGUGGUGUCAGGUUACGCCAUCCUAACUUUGACCUAUGGCGAGAAUGACAACGAGGUGUUCCACCAUCACAACAACCUUGAAGUGAGGUUUAUGCUGAGCCGGAUGGUGAAAGGGGCCAAUGCCACCAUACUGUUUGUCUGUAUCGUCAGCCUGGUCCUCUCCUCUCUCAUCGCCUUUGUAGGCUGUCGCAGUCUGCCCCUCUGUGGCUGCUACGAUGGUCUCACUGGCCUGGAGAUAUUGGUCCCUCAGAAUGACCCCAGCCCACAGACUGAGCUUGUGUGUACAUGGCAAGCAGGUGGCGAAGACAGUGUGUUAAACUCUCCAGUGAACUUCAGCGACAGAUGUCCCGAGGAAGAGGAGGCGCCCUCCAAACUCCCCCCCUACAGCAGACUCACCUGAGAGGAAUCCUCUAGGCCAGUGGUUACCUAACCUCGUGAAAGGGGACUUCACAAGGUUAGGAUGAAAACCAGCAGACCCAGCUAUAGAGGAUUGUUAUGUUUAAGUGAGUAGCUAGUUAUAUUAUUGUCCACUAGCAUUUCACCAAACAGAGAACCAAGAGGAGGCAGAAUAACAGAUGCAAUAUACCAAACAUUUCAAACUGCCAUUUCAAAUAUGUUUAUUUUUUUACCACUUAUUACCCAUCUACUUGUAUGUGUAAAUCCCUGUGUAAUAUACACAUAGUUAGUGUAAAUAUGCCUUUUUUAAUGAAUUUGCCAAAGUUUCAGCUUGGAAGUGCCUUGUGGUAUCCCGCGACUGUUGAAAUGUACACGGUCCUUCUGUGAGGCUGCUCACGUUUGGAUUGUUGCCCUGUUUUCUAGGUGAUUUUUAUAUGCCAUGUUAUAUUCAACUAAAUAAAUCUUCUGUAAUGUU